CGAUGCAGUGACUGCCUGGGCCUCCUCCUCCUAUACUCAUCCUGCACUAUAGAUGAUGUCGCUGAUGAUGAGAAGUAGCCGCUGUUGCUGCAGCCAACAUUGAUCCGCUACUCCCUCCACCGCCUCCACUAGCACCGCUUCUUCCGGGGUCAAGGCUGCCGCUUUCAGUAGUGGAGGCAGUUUGGGUGUAGAGAAGGGAGUGUACGUGCUGCUCGCCCCCCCCCCCCAGCCAGAUCCCCUGACAGGAAUGAUGGCUUCUCAUUUCCCAGCCCCACAGCCCCUCUCCCCCGGCUCACUGGGGGCUGCAGCUUCAGAGGAAGACUUACAAAAUAAACAAAACUUCCUCCGGUCUCUGUCUUCAGCCCCCGCUCCCCAAAUGUGCAAGGGGGGGGGGAAUGUCUCCUGCUACUGGGAACCUGGGGGAGUUACAAAAGCACAUUGCAGCCUGUAGUUGAUAUAUAAAUAUAUAAAUAGUGAGAGAGAAUAGUUCUGCCAUCCCUUAACUUCCAUUCCGAUCAGUGUUUCUUUUUGCAGAGCCAGAUACAAUAUGUCGCCCCCACAUCCUCACCACAGACACCCCUGUGAUGCACUCGGUCCAGACUGUAACCUAAGCCAGUGGCCCCUGAGUCAGUCUCCAGCCGGUUCGGAUUCUGAGUGCAGGAGACAUAGCCUGGGGGGGAGAAGAGGUGCUGAAUCCGAACCAGGUGGAGACUGACUCGGGGGCCACUCCCUUCUCCACUACACCCAAACUACCUCCACUACUGAAAGUCCUGCUGCACUAUAGAUGGAAGCGGUGGUAGUGGAGGUGGUGGAGGGAGCAGCAGAUCAAUGUCGGCUGCAGCAACAGCUUCUCAUCAUCAGCGACAUCAUCUGUAGUGCAGGAGGAGGAGGGGGCCCGGGCAGUCUCUGCAUCGCAUCCAUGAGGCAUUCAUGUUGCUCCUUCACACGCUGUCACUAGAAUAGCCAGGGAGGAGAAAUCGAGCGCAGCAGGAUGGAUGGUCGCCCUGUCGCCUUUUCUGUACAGGACAGGAAGUGGAGUUUCUGUGAUCUUUGGAGAGCUGUUUCAGUUACCUUCUCCACCACAGAUUGACGUCAUGUAUACUACACUUCUAAUCGAACUUUGCAAACUGCAACCUGGAUCUUUGCCACAAGUGCUUGCACAAGCCUCUGAAAUGUUGUAUACACGCUUGGAUACGAUGAACACAACUUGUAUUGACAGGUUUAUAAACUGGUUUUCACACCAUCUAAGCAACUUUCAAUUCAGGUGGAACUGGGAGGACUGGGCAGACUGUCUUUCUCAAGACUUAGAUAAACCAAAACCACAAUUUGUUCGUGAAGUACUCGAGAAAUGCAUGAGGCUUUCAUACCACCAGAGAAUAUUGGACAUUGUACCUGCAACAUUUUCUGCAUUAUAUCCAGCUAAUCCCUCCAAUGUGAUCAAAUAUGGUGAUGAGAGCAACAGUGCUUUGCCUGGAUACUCUGUUGCUGUUAUUUUGACAAAUGCAAUUAAAAAUAAAGCAAGCGAUAAAGAGAUUUUUAACAUUUUAAAAGAUAUCCCUAAUCCUAAUCAAGAUGACGAUGAUGAUGAAGGAAUCGGUUUUAAUCCACUUAAGAUUGAGGUUUUUGUACAGACCCUGCUUAAUCUAGCAUCAAAGUCCUUUAGUCACUCGUUUAGUGCUCUUGCAAAGUUUCAUGACAUCUUUAAAGCAUUAUCUGAGAGUGAUGAAGGGAAGCUUCAUAUUCUAAGAGUCGUUUAUGACGUUUGGAAAAAUCACCCGCAGAUGAUUGCUGUGUUACUGGAUAAGAUGAUACGAACACAAAUUGUUGACUGUGCAGCAGUGGCAAACUGGAUCUUCUCCCCAGAGUUAUCACCUGACUUCACCAGGUUUUAUAUUUGGGAAAUAUUGCACUCUACAAUUCGGAAAAUGAAUAAACAUGUUCAGAAAAUCCAAAAAGAGCUGGAAGACACUAAGCAAAGGCUAGCUAAACAGCAUAAACAUAGAGACAGUGAUGACAAUGAUGAAGACAGUGGAAGAAAAGAUGGUCCUUUAGAAGAACAAAUUGAGCGAUUGCAAGAGAAAGUAGAGUCUGCUCAGAGUGAGCAAAAGAAUUUGUUCCUUGUAAUUUUCCAGAGGUUUAUCAUGAUACUUACAGAACACUUAGUACGAUGUGAAACCGGAGGUAUUGAUGUGAAUACUGCUUGGUAUAAGAACUGCAGAGAGAGACUUCAGCAGAUAUUUCUACAGCAUCAUCAGACAAUCCAGCAGUAUAUGGUGACCCUGGAAAACCUCUUGUUCACAGCAGAACUGGACCAUCACAUUCUGACUGUCUUCCAGCAGUUUUGUGCAUUACAGUCUUAAUGAACCCUGCUCUGGAGUUUGUUUUUACACCCACAGCUGCCUUCUAGGGCUGGAAUGUUAUUAGGAAAAGACAUUUUUGGUCAGUAACACUGAGAAUGUGAUUGCUAGUAGAGGAAAAGCCAUCAUUUGCAGUGUUACGCAUAUUGGUUAAACAAUUUGCUUCUUUUUGGACAUUAUAGCUAUUUUAUGAGAGAAUAUUUGUUUGGGUUUGUCCUGUAUUGCUUAUUGUAUUACCCCUCCUAUAAUUGUAUUGCUACUCUUGGUAGACCUACUUUGCAUUGUUUGGUUUUUUCUUUUUUUCUUUUUUUUAUAUUUUCUUUGGAAGUUUCCUUCACUUCAAUGUGAGUGAAACAUCUUUUUUUUUUUUUUUUGUCAGUAUAGCAAUGACCGCAUGGUUUAUUUUAUUAUUGUCCUGCUACAUCGAACUUGAUGUCUGAGAUUUUCAUUCUUUUUUUGGUUUUUUUUUUCCCCCCCUCACUCUGCUCCAUCCCAAACAGAGUUUUUAAUGUCACUCUGCUCCAUCCCAAACAGAGUUUUUAAUGUAACAGCAUGAUUUAAAUACAAAUGAAAUACUUCUUUUUUUUAAGGUCUUGCUCUUGGUGUCUUUAUUUUUAUAAAUAUAUUUAAACACUGUAUGUGACACACAAGUAGCUACCCCACAGACAUGCACAGUUUAUGGUUUGUGUUUAAAUAUGGCUUUAUAAAAUCAUUCAUCAUAGACCUGUUUUUGAAGAUGUGAACAUGGACAAAUAUUACAACAUUUUAUGUUUA
Xenopus laevis (African clawed frog) is the source of this 3131-nucleotide messenger RNA. RefSeq names its product nuclear cap binding protein subunit 1 S homeolog (gene ncbp1.S). Gene Ontology annotation, biological process: nuclear-transcribed mRNA catabolic process, nonsense-mediated decay; regulation of mRNA processing; mRNA export from nucleus. The transcript has 14 exons. Gene Ontology annotation, cellular component: nucleus; cytoplasm; nuclear cap binding complex. NCBI's taxonomy places the organism in Eukaryota, Metazoa, Chordata, Amphibia, Anura, Pipidae. Gene Ontology annotation, molecular function: RNA cap binding; mRNA binding; RNA binding. The coding region runs from base 996 to 2360 and encodes 454 amino acids. The record is from RefSeq and is a predicted model, not a curated record.